Messenger RNA from Amoebophrya sp. A25, 6250 nucleotides. Lineage: Eukaryota; Dinophyceae; Syndiniales; Amoebophryaceae. The record is from the annotation of a GenBank genome assembly.
GCCCGUCUAUGAUGUUCACAUUACCUAGUGAGAUACAGAUGAUACACGAGCAAUAUAAUUUUGGAGUGUGAAAAAUAUCAUGAUCCUUAUAUUUUGCUUCAGAUUCACAUUCAUGUUCAUCUUGUUGCAAUAAUUCGUCUAUGUUUUUACAUUCAGGUAACAUCACCUUCAUCAUAACGACUUCAAAUUCCAUCGUCUUCCUGAGCAGCAAAGAUUUUUGGAUACUUGUGACACAAAGUCUCAAAAUCCCACGCACAAUCCUCCUCACGCUUCUUCUUCUUCUUAGGAAUUUCGCAAAAAUUUUAGACUUCACUUUCAAGUCACCCCCAGUUGUACUAAACUACGCUCUACUUCAACGAACAACAUUUUGUUAUCACACAGAGUUGACUUUUUCUUGCUAACCAAGUAUAACUUUCUUCUUCGUUUUCGUACAUCACAGAUUGGGGUCCUGGGAUGUCUUCUCUUCAGUAGAAGCCAUUCCACGAUCUUUUAUUCUGUGUCGUCCAUUGUAAAUGGUUUUCUGCUGUGUAGCCAGCUCAAAAGGUCAACAACAAGUAUUCAAGCCGCUCACAGGCGAAGAUUUGGUACUAUUUUAUGAUCUGUUUUCUGUUUCGACCGUUCGAGAUAUUUUCGAUUGUGAAAAAAUAAGAAAGGAUAAGAAAUAAAUGCAUAUGGAUUUUUUUUGAUCGUGUCCAAAUUUUUUUCAUACACAAACUCCCCUCAUACAUUUCAGGUAAAAAUGCAACAAUUCUUGGAGAAGGUUCCUAUCUUCCGGUCCUUGUCGACCACGGACCGCGAGGCGAUCUCGAAGUCCAUGCACCGCGUCAAGUUCAAGAAGGGAGACAUCAUCUUCAACCAGGGCGAUCAGGGCAAUGCGUUCUACGUUAUUGCCGAGGGAUCUGCCAGCGUGCUCGUCCGCAAGAGCACUUUCAUCAAGGUACCUGGAUGGAAGCAGUUGUGUUAUUUAGAUUGCUGUGUCAGCUCAGUGCCAACGCUGGUUUGGAAAAUCAGAUUGGAGACACAUGACAUGACAUAACAUCGAGAAACUAAUUUCUUUAGAAAGAUCAUUGGUCUAGAAGCCAAGAACUUCUCAAUUUGUUUCUAUAAUGAUCAUCCAAUUACAAUUUCCUCCUCUUCUUCCAGGUGAACGACUUCGUCCAGCUCUCCGUUGAACUGAUCUUCGCUGGUCAGUCCGUCCCACCGGGAACCAUAGCUCGUGUCGACAAGUACGAUCCGUCACGUGAGUACCCGUACACCAUCCGUCUGCAAGGCCCGAAGUGGGAUGGUCAGCGUGGUCGCGUCAUGCCCGAUGAGAUCGAACCCAAGGAAGGCCAGCCGGAAGCCGCUCACGUCGCUACCCUGAAAGUUGGUAGAUGAAAUCGUAGAUGAUUCAGUCGUGUGAAAAACUUGAACAUGAUUUAUGUAUGUGUACCUAGUUCUUCCAUGAGCGGGAGUCCUGAAAAUUUAUAUAUAUAUAAGAAACUGAUUUUCUUACCUUUAUUGGUGCUCCUUCGCCUUCGGGUCGUGCUCGUGUCAAAAAACUAACUCUCUCCUCUCCUCACACCCUCUAGGUGACUACUUUGGUGAACAGUCUUUGCUCCGUGGUAAGCCGCGUAACGCUACCAUCAAGGCUGCUGAUAACCUUGAGUGCGCUGCCAUUGACUCGUCCUUGUUCGAGAAGCUGGACCUCGGUUCUAAGCUGACCUUCGCCAAGCGUAAGGCCCUCCAGGCCCAUGAUGGCGAGCGCAAGGAGAAUGUUGAUACCGAGAAGAACGAGACUGAGAUGCGCCUCAUCCUUGACGGUGUGUUGAACAACAAGAAGCUCACCGAAAUCGUCGAGUUCUCCGAACAGGACUUAGAAGCCAUGGUUUCUGCCGCCUACCGCAUCAAGUGCGCGCCGGGUAUGCUGUUUGUCUUGUAUCUAUAACUACAAUGUAUGAAGAUGAAAAGCUUUCAACAAGGAAGCACGCGACACUACGUGUUUCUUCUUGUGAAAACUGCAAUUUGGCGAAUAAGACGUGUCAACUGAGGACGAAAUAUGAUAUGUCAUGUUUGUUCUGCGUUUCUUGCAGUAGGUUUUCUACUACUUCUUAGGUAAUGAUUUCUUUUCUUCAACUUACUUCAACUACCUUCUUGCUUUCCAGGUGACGUUGUCAUCAAGCAGGGGGAUAUCCAGGCUGAGGAGUUCUACGUCGUUUCCACUGGUUCGUUCGAGGUCUCGAUUGAUCACGGUGACGACUCCGCUUCCAAGGUUCACGCUGCUCAGGUUGUCGGCACCCUCAGCACCGGCGCCUCCUUCGGUGAGCUCGCUCUAUUGUACCAGGCUCCGCGUGCUGCCACGGUUACCUGCAAGACCGCUGGUCACCUCUUCGCGAUCGAUCGCUUCACCUUCAAGGACACCCUGCGUAAGGCGAACGAGGCCCGCUCCGCUGGUUUCAUGAAGAUCCUCGAUUCUAUCCAUCUCUUCGACUGCUUGCUUGCCGAGGAGAAGGAGCAGCUCUCCCAGCACUUGGUCGAGACCCAUUACAUCAUGGGCGAGACCAUCAUCAAGGAAGGUACCUACUUUUUAGUUCAAGUUAAGAUGUGGAAGAUGUUUUUUUUCAGAAGAGAACAAACAUUCUUUUUCUUUUUAGUAGAACGAUGAAGGUUAGCGAAAAUUGUAGUUGUGUAUGAGCUUGACAUAAUUGGUUUCCUACUAGCAGUGCUUUCUGCUACGUCGACGUCGAAGAGUCACGACGAUCUAGACUCAAAUAUUAAUGUCUUUCUUUACUUCAGAAACUGAAUAUCAGGUGAGAACGGCAACGCAUUCUACAUCUUGAAGAAGGGUCAAGUCGCGUUCACCAAGAAGGACGAGAAGGGUGAAGAGAAGGUUGUCUCGCACAUGGAUUCCGCCAAGCCCACCGAAAAGGGCUGCUACUUCGGCGAGCGCUCGCUGUUGAAGAGCGAGAAGCGCGCCGCAACUGCUCGCGUGACGAGCACCGAGGCCUCCGCGUUGGCCCUGUCGAAGGAACGAUUUGAGGAUCUCCUCGGUCCGCUCGCGGACUUGAUCAAGGCACAGGAGCAGGGCGAAGUCCGUCAGGGCAAGGCUGGUGGCGCUGCUGUGGCUAAGGAGCGUGACAUGAAGACCAUCAAGCAGAGCGACUUGAAGAAGCUCGCGCUCCUCGGUUGCGGUGGAUUCGGUGCCGUCACCCUCCAGCAGCACAAGACCACCGGUGAGUGCUACGCCGUCAAGGCCCUGUCCAAGGGUCACAUCGUCAAGACCAAGAUGCAAGCAGGUACCAUGCGUGAGAAGACCAUCUUGGCCUUGUGCGACUCUAUGUUCGUCGUGAAGCUGUUCGCUACCUACAAGGAUGACCAGUACUUGUACUUCGUCCUCGAGCCGGCGAUGGGUGGUGAACUUCAUGCAACCUACCACAAGAUGCGCUUUCACGGUGACGGCAAGAAGGCCAGGUACUACGCGGGGACGGUCGUCUUCUGCUUCGAGCACUUGCACGAGCGCAACAUCUUAUACCGAGAUUUGAAGCCGGAGAACUUGCUCCUCGACCACAAGGGUAACUGCAAGAUCACGGAUAUGGGUCUCGCCAAGGUCACCGCCGGAAAGACCUACACCACUUGCGGAACCCCGGAUUACUUCGCGCCGGAAGUCAUUCAGCAGGCCGGUAUUUGAUAUAAUAUAUGUAGAAUUACGUAGAACAAACAUGCAGAUUCUAAAGCUGUAGUGUUGUAGUUUGAUCUAUUGAUGAAAAUGUUUUUUUCCAACCUGUCCUCUAUUUAUCAUGUCAUUCCUCGAUUUUUGUUUUAUUUUAACAAGUACCUAAAAAAAGUACUAAUUGUAAUCGCGACCUCGAUGACAUCAACGACAGGUAUGGGCAAGGGUGUCGAUUGGUGGACUCUUGGUGUGCUCGUUCACGAGUUGAUGUCAGGCCACGCUCCAUUCGAGGCGAACGAUCCUAUGGAGACCUACCAGAAGAUUGUCCGCGGUGUCUCCCGAGUUCGCUUCAUGUACCGUGACUCCGAUGCUGUCGAUCUGGUCAAGAACAUGCUGAAGCAUCAGCCGGCUGAUCGUCUGCCAAUGCGCGUUGGUGGUACCAAGAACAUCAAGCAGCACCCGUGGUUCUCUGGCUUUGACUGGGCAUCACUCUCCGUGCAGAAGAUGACCCCGCCGUAUGUGCCGAACGUGAAGGGCCCAACCGACAGCAGCAACUUCCGCGCCUCUGAGGCCGACCUGCCGCCGCAAAUCCCAUACAAGGACAACGGAGCCAACUGGGACAAGGACUUCUAAGGGGACGUCUUCUUUGUAAAGAUAGAAAAAAGGAAGAUGAUACUCGUAUUUUGAUUUUGAUUUUUGCUAAUAUCGAUAUCAAUAUGUUGGUAUUCUUCAAGUCGCCAAGAAAGAUUAAUGGACAACAAGUAAUUUUUCUUGGUACGAAAGGAUGAGGUAGCACUAGUGGUUUUUUCGGUCGUGGUGUCACAAGGGAUAGAUGAAAUCGUGUACAGAAACAAAAGCAGAAUGUGACGCCACACCGUAACGCGCAAACACAGGAGGAGGGGAAACCGCGCCACAUUAUCCUUACUUCCGACGUUUUCUAUCCGAUAUACGAAAAUGAAAACCAAAUGUUGUUGAGAACUGGUAGUCAUUUGAAAAUUGUUUUCUGAACCUGAAGUCGAUUAAAAUUCGAAGAAAAAUGCACUCUUCUAGGGUCGGCAAGGGAGCCGAACGAUAUUUUCGCUAUUAAAUAUAGUCACAAGGGACCAUGAUGUAGAAUGAAAAUAAUUAUGAGUGUACUAAUAGGUGGAUGUUGUUGUAUAAUGUUGUAAGUAUGAAUUUGUAAUUGUUCUUAUUAUAUGUAUAAUGAAGGACGAUCAUCAACAUCUUCGUCAUCUCCCAAUGACAUUUUUAGCGCUUUUACGUACGAAGAGUGGUAGCUCGUCGAAAAAAACAUUAUGAAUCGAACGCAGAGGCGCAAUUAGCGUUCCUUACCUUGUACAUAUCAGGAUUUCUCUCGAAAUUCAAAUUGGUUUAGUUCUUUGUCGCAAAUUUUCAGGGACUAAAACGAGUAGAUACAUCAUGAUGGGAAAACAUAAGUAGUUUUUACUGUAGAGAAAAAUACAAUCUUACAAAUCAUCUUCAUCAAACACGUGAAAGGAAAUAUGAUAAUCGUGAUCUAGCAGCAAGUCGGAGAUCAUUCAGAACAGUAGUCGGGCUUGACUUCGCUCGAAAAUGAACUGGUGCAAGAGACAGCACGAGUACUAGAAGGGAGGAGAUGCAGGAGGGGGAUUAAGAGAGGCGCGGUGGCCAUGAUUACAGCAGAAGAAUCGCCGAGGUGGAAUUUCUACUUACGCACGCAACGAACAAGGAACUAAUUAGGUAGGAAGGAUGAUAAUCCACGACUCAAGCUUGGUAAAAAGUCACAUCUUCAAGUGUGAAGAUAGACUGAUCACUAUGGAGUUACUAGUCUGCUUCAUCCUCGUCUACGAAAUUAGUUUUUUCUUUUAGGAUGCAUACUUACAUGCAACUACGGGCGGCCACCGGCGAGCUGGAUUACAUAGUGCUGAUUAUAAGAUCCACAUUCAUUCUUUCAUAGAUUAUCAUCGAAUUGCAGAACUAGAACGUGAAAUAGGGGUGCAGAAAAGAAAAGCCCGUGAGAAGACGUGAAAGUAGUCGGGUAGGGCAUUGGCUGACUAGAUAGUAAGCGGUCGAAUUUUUCUAUUCUUAGUCUUUCCUGAUUAGAUGCAGAAGCAGAAUAGACUACGACUAGCGGCGCACAUCAACAUACGCAAUAUCGGAGGGUAUUGGUAUUGAUAUUGGUACAGGUCAUGGUGGAGGUGGAUGAAGAUCGGACUACCUGAACAAGCUGAUGUUGGGACGCACGUUGCAUGACCAUCUUUGCUAUUCAUUGUGAAAAUGCACUAAUAUAUCCUUCACGGACAACUAAAAAAUUGGCGCAUUGUCACGCUGAGGCCCUGAAUCCCCAAAACAAGUACUGAAAUGCUGAGAAAACGCAGACAGAUAUUAAGAUUGAAAAUAAUAAGACCGCCGAUGAGUAGGUAGAAAAAUUAGUGAUAGAGUAAGAAAAAUGUCUACGCUCAUAUAUCUGGUGCCGAAUGCGAAUACGGUAUAAUUAUAAUAGAUGAUCAUGUAGUUGUAGUUUUUAGACAGAUUGUGUUCUACGUCAGUCUCCUCGGUCUCGUUUCCGCAGGGAUGAAGUCGGUCGAUCGCAGGCCAUUGGCUUACCUUUUUUUUGCUCGC